AUGCGUUCUUUACUUUCCAUCAUCCUCAUACUGGUCGCUUCCGCUGCGCUGAUAGCGGCCGUCCCCGCUGGCUCGAGCAUUACUCCACCGCCGCCGAUUGAGCCCGUCCAGCUCCUCUCCUCGCAACCCUCCGACUCGAAACGGCCAUGGAUUCGCCUGCGGGACUGGAUCAUUGAGUCCAUCUGGGGUAUUCCCAAAUCCCGCUCACCGGGAUUCCCCUCAAAGGAUGCCGCUGGUCGCGCGCCGCCGUCCCAAGUCCUCGCCCGAUACGGUAGCGAUGUCGUCCUCCGGUUCCAGUUGCGGGAUCAGCAGGAGGCCGAAGCGCUAGCCCAGGCGACCGAUAUUCUGUUCUUGGACGUGUGGGCGUCGACCUCGGAAUUUGUGGACAUUCGAUUGGCCCAGGAGGUGAUUCCAUCCUUGCUCGGCCUUCUACCGGAUUCCCUACGCACCGCAUACACCCCGUUGAUAGAUAACCUCUCCGAGAUGAUCUACACCUCGUACCCAACCCGCCGUCCCGUCGGGCUGGAGAACCAACCCGGAUUCAGUUCGUCCAUCCGACAGUCUCAACAGUUCGGAGACCUGUUCUUCCGCGACUACCAACCUCUCUCGGUCAUCGUGCACUGGAUGCGCCUGAUGUCCUCCAUGUUCUCGUCGCAUGUUCGCCUGAUCAAUGUGGGCGUCUCCUACGAAGGCCGGGAGAUCCCCGCCCUCCGCCUGGGCACCAGCGGUCCCAAUACACAGGACACCCCGCGCAAGACCGUCCUGAUGGUGGGCGGCAGCCACGCCCGCGAAUGGAUCAGCACGUCGACCGUGACCUAUGUGGCGUACCAGCUCAUCGCCAAAUACGGCAAAUCGCGCGCCGUGACCCGGCUCCUCGAGGAGUUCGACUGGGUGUUUGUGCCGACGCUGAACCCGGACGGGUACGUCUACACGUGGGAAUCGGACCGUCUGUGGCGCAAGAACCGGCAGCCGACAAGUCUGCGCUUCUGCCCGGGGAUCGAUCUCGACCGGGCGUGGAGCUUCGAAUGGGACGGCGAGCGCACGCGGACCAACCCGUGCUCGGAGAACUACGCGGGUGACGAGCCGUUCGAGGGGCUCGAGUCGGCGCAGCUGGCCCAGUGGGCGCUCAACGAAACGCAGCACCAUAAUGCGGAGAUUGUCGCCUUCCUCGACCUGCACUCGUACUCGCAGCAGAUCCUGUAUCCGUUUUCCUUCUCGUGCUCGACCAUGCCGCCUACGCUGGAGAGUCUGGAGGAGGUGGCGAUGGGUCUGGCCAAGACGAUUCGCCAAACUACGCAGGAGGUCUACGACGUCACGUCGGCGUGCGAGGGGAUCGUCACCGCCCAGGAGCAGAAGGCUUCCAAGCGGUUCUUCCCCGUCGGGGGCAGUUCCGGAGGCAGUGCCCUGGACUGGUUCUAUCACCAGCUGCAUACGAUCUACUCGUACCAAAUCAAGCUCCGUGACCGCGGGAGCUACGGGUUCCUACUACCGUCAGAGCAUAUUGUUCCUACGGGGAAGGAGAUGUACAACGUGGCCCUGCGGUUGGGACAGUUUCUGGUAGGCGAGUCCGCGCAGGAUAUUGACUGGAGUGCGGAUUUGAUGGACGCGCCGGGGACCUCGGAUGAUGGUCGGGAGACUGACGUGGAUCUAAAUCGUGAUGGGGCGGGCGAGGAGGGUGUUGACAGCGAAUUGGAUGCGGUUGACGAGGAAUGGGAGCUGAUUGAUUGGGAGGACGAACAUACAUAUGAGCUGCGGAAAUAA
Molecule: messenger RNA, 1761 nt
Organism: Aspergillus terreus NIH2624
Lineage: Eukaryota; Fungi; Ascomycota; Eurotiomycetes; Eurotiales; Aspergillaceae
Product: M14 family metallopeptidase
Exons: 2
Coding region: 1-1761 (586 amino acids)
Biological process (GO): proteolysis
Molecular function (GO): zinc ion binding; metallocarboxypeptidase activity
Source: RefSeq, a predicted model, not a curated record